UCCUUUCGUUGUGGUCCUUACCCUCCUUUAUAACUUGAUCAUCAUUACCACUUUUCUUCCUGCAGGUCUAUUUUCUAACUACCAGUACGCCAUCCUCUUUACUGCUAUACUACUACUACUACCACUUCCCAUUGUGUUAGCUGCCAUUCAAACAAGCUUUGAGCCAUUAAUUUGUACCCCAAAAAGAAAAGGAGAAAAUUACUAGUAGUUGAAGAAUGUCAGGGAGAAGGUCGAGGCAAUCAUCAGAGGGGACGUCGAGGAUUUCAGAUGAUCAGAUCAUCGAACUGAUGUCCAAGUUGCAGCAACUUCUUCCUGAAAUUCGCACUCGUCGCACCAGCAAGGCAUCAGCAUCUAAGGUGCUUCAAGAAACAUGCAACUACAUAAGAAGCUUGCAUAAAGAGGUGGAUGAUCUCAGUGAUCGACUUUCUCAGUCGUUGUCCACCAUUGAUGCUGACAGUCCUGAAGCUGCAAUCAUUCGUAGUUUAUUAAUGUAAUUUUCAAUUUGUUCAUCAUAUAUAUUGAAUAGACGUAUUCUACUACCUAGUUCUUCGUUUCUUCUUCCGCUCUAGGCUUUUCUGGUCACUACUAUUCUCAUUAGUUAGCAUUUAGAACUUAAAUGUGUACGUAGUAUAUAUUGGACCUAAUAUAUAUUAUAAUUUAAUUUCCCCUUGCUUAUUAUAUGGACACGUGCUUGUAAUGAUGUUUCCCUAGCUUACAUAAUAAGAUCAUGUACUUGUGCUCAA
This is a messenger RNA of Nicotiana tabacum (common tobacco), 743 nucleotides long. Its product is annotated as transcription factor PRE5-like. The record is from RefSeq and is a predicted model, not a curated record. NCBI's taxonomy places the organism in Eukaryota, Viridiplantae, Streptophyta, Magnoliopsida, Solanales, Solanaceae. Gene Ontology annotation, biological process: regulation of growth; regulation of DNA-templated transcription. Gene Ontology annotation, molecular function: protein dimerization activity.